AUGGGUAUGAGCAUGGACAGCGGAAACACGUCUUUUCUACAUUUUGGUGACAUCAUCUCAUUUUAUACCGAAGAAAAUUCGGAUCUACGCGGAUUUCUCAGCACAUUAGGCCUAGUCGAUGACAGAUGUAUAGUAGAAUUACAAGAUGGUCGACCGGAGAGUCCGCCAAAGAAAUUUAGAGGUUUGUUAUUUAGUAAACUCUCAUCUAUUACUUGGUGUUGAAU
Cylicostephanus goldi is the source of this 224-nucleotide messenger RNA. The record is from the annotation of a GenBank genome assembly. NCBI's taxonomy places the organism in Eukaryota, Metazoa, Nematoda, Chromadorea, Rhabditida, Strongylidae.